AUGGUCCCCGCCCUGUCACACCCCUUUUUUCCGGGUCUUGAAGUUAGGGCCGCCCCCGGGGCCGCGGAGGGAAGGUGGGGGCGUGAGGCGCCAGGCGCCUGGGACUGCACCGUGGAGAAUGGCGGCUGCGAGCAUGCGUGCAAUCAGAGCUCGGGAGAGCCGAUUUGUCUCUGCCCCCUUGAGGCCGCGCUGCAAGCAGACAGGCGCUCCUGCGCUGCCCUGGAAGGGCCUUCGUGCAAUAACAGCCUCUGCCAGCACUUCUGCGUGAGCGACCCUGUCACACCCGGUGCCUACUCCUGCAUGUGCGAAGCUGGCUACCAGCUGGCGGCCGACCAGCAUGCGUGCGAGGACGUGGAUGACUGUGCGCAGGUGCCCAACGUGUGCCAGCAGCUCUGCAUCAAUACCGAUGGUGGCUUCAAGUGCCUCUGCUAUGAGGGCUACGAGAUGGUGGAUAGCGAGUGUGUGGAGCUGCUGGACCCCUGCUUCGGGUCGAACUGUGAGUACCAGUGCCAGCCUGUGGGCACAGACAAGUAUGAAUGCAUCUGCGCCGAAGGCUUCAUCCCUAACCCAAAGGAGCCAUACCGCUGCCAGAUGUUCUGCAACCAGACUGAGUGCCCAGCUGACUGUGACCCCAACAACCUAAACGUCUGCUACUGCCCUGAAGGCUUCAUCCUAGAUGAGGGUAAUGUGUGCGUGGACAUCGACGAAUGCCAUCAAGGCAACUGUGGCCAACAUGAGUGCCACAAUUUCCCGGGUGCCUACCACUGCAUCUGUAGGCCAGGCUCCCCGCUUGAGGGCCAGGUGAGCCUGGACUGUGACUCCAUCCCCAACCCCAACCUUAACAAAGGGAGGGAGGAGGAGAUCCUGACAGAGGAUGGCUCCGGGGAGGACUUCCCCAGCCCGACUCCAGGCCCCACUCUGAGCACCCAACCUGCAGGGCCUGUGCAUUCUGUUGUGCUCAUAGGCACCUCCAUCGCCACCCUGUCCCUUGUGGUGGCACUUCUGGCACUCCUUUGCCACCUGCGCAAGAAGCGGGGCACAGCCCGUGCAGAGCAGGAGUACAAGUGCGGGUCUCCAGCCAAGGCUGUGGCCUUGCAGAAACUCUGAGGUCUUUCAGGGUGCACGAGCCCCUCCUUCCUGUGUGUCCCUCCUCGGUUCCCUGGCUGCUCAGAAGCUCCCUAGCUGGCACCUGGGGAAGACCCUCUCCGUCCUUUGGGAGGGAAGCCCUCAGGCAAGAAGCUGCUAUAUCUGGGCAGAGAAUAAAUUUACCAUGAAGACAGGCUGCCAAGUUACCCAGGCCCCCACAUGGCUGUGGGAAGGGUAAGCAUUGUUGCUCUUUAGUUCUGAGGACAGACUCCUACCACAUGGCUGGUGAUGACCAAGAUAUUUAUUU
This is a messenger RNA of Fukomys damarensis (Damara mole-rat), 1393 nucleotides long. RefSeq names its product thrombomodulin (gene Thbd). Gene Ontology annotation, cellular component: membrane. The transcript is spliced from 2 exons. Gene Ontology annotation, molecular function: calcium ion binding; transmembrane signaling receptor activity. Lineage: Eukaryota; Metazoa; Chordata; Mammalia; Rodentia; Bathyergidae. Bases 1 to 1107 code for a protein of 368 amino acids. The record is from RefSeq and is a predicted model, not a curated record.